Molecule: messenger RNA, 2128 nt
Organism: Patella vulgata (common limpet)
Lineage: Eukaryota; Metazoa; Mollusca; Gastropoda; Patellidae
Product: ankyrin repeat domain-containing protein 54
Exons: 8
Coding region: 101-955 (284 amino acids)
Molecular function (GO): protein binding
Source: RefSeq, a predicted model, not a curated record
CCACGCCCACUGCUGUGAAGAAUGUUGUUUAUAAUUAUAAUGCUGUAGUAAAUGCAAGAAAUAUUAUGAUUUAACAGAGUAAAAAUAUAUUUGCGUAAAGAUGAAUCAAGACACUGAUGAUAGUGACAGCGAUAGUUUAGUGAGCAGUAGCUCUGAAGGCGAAUUUCAGUUACCUGAAAAUGAUGAACCAAAGUUUAAUUUUGAAUGGAACCCUGAACCACCAGCAGGUUUACAUUUCAUGUGUCUGGUUCCAUUUCAUCAAGAUUAUCAAGCAAACUACAAUCAGUCUUCUCACAUCGGAAAAAUUAAAGUUUCAUCUUCACACAGACAACAGCGAAUGAAUGAAUUCAAAAGUGGAAGAACAACUGGUAGAAAUUUUCUAGAUGAGAAGAAAUUAAGGAAUGCAGCAACACAAAAUAAUCACCAAUUAGUUAUAGAAUUAUUAGAUAAUGGUGUUGAUCCAUGCAAUCAGGAUGAUAAAAGAAGAACAGCUCUACAUUUUGCUGCUUCACAGGGUCAUGAUACAACAGUUAGAAUAUUAUUGGAUAAAGGAGCUGAUCCCAACAUGAGAGAUGUGAUGGGAAAUACACCUUUACAUCUUGCUGUUUGUACAUGUCAGAUUCCUGUUGUUACGUUAUUGUUAAAAGCAGGUACAAAUCUCAAGGCAGCUGAUAAUCAUGGUCGAACUCCUUUAUCCUUGGCCAAAUCUAGAUUAAAACUAUUAUCUUCAAAUCAGUCGUACUCAUCUGAACGACUGAAACGUGAAGUGACAGAGGUUUCAGACAUGAUGAAAACAUAUUUAAAUUUAUCUGGAAUGAAAGAUGAUGCCAGUCAGAUAGAAGAAUUGUGUGCUCGAUUACAUAUUACAUCAUCAAGGGAUGAAUUGGACAAUAUUAAUAAUUUAUUAUCUGAUUUUACAAGCAUGAACAUUCGCCAAGAAGAAAACCCAGGCUGAAAUAAUAUCAUUGAUUGUUAAAUUGUUAAAGAUAUAUUUAUUAUGUUAUGAAGUGGAUUAGAAGGGAGCGAUUGAUUUGGGAAUAAAUGUAAAUAUUGAAUGUUUUGGAAAUACCAAAUGAAUUAGAACUUAUUUGAUAUGAAAUUCAUUAUACUGAAAGCAAUAUAUAAUAUUACACACCUCCAGACUAUAGCGCCCAUAGCAACUAGUUAUGUUUAAGGUGGCUAUUCCCAAAGUCAUAACAUUAACCUCCAAUAACAUCAUACUUUGAAUUUCAUGUGUACAAGGUAAGCAACGGUUGAUACUUGGAGAUAAACUUUAUAGUUUGUGUCGAUGUGUAUGUCAGAUAGAAACCUAUUUCUACUCUUUUUAUUCGUAAUAAAACCUUUGGACUCCGUCCUUAGGAUUUUCAUUUCGAAUAACAACCUGGAAAGCUGUUUCUAUCUACUACAUAAAGACAGCUUUAUGGAUAACAUUCACAACAAAGUUUAUUAACUGCAACAUUUGAAGGGGGUACUCUACCCGUUAACACUUGAUAUACGUUGCAGUUAAUAAACUUAGUGAAUAUUAUCCAUAAAGCUGUCUGUAUUAUUGCGAAUUUUAUUCUUUGGAAAUCAUUAUCUAAUAGUGAAUUUCAGAACAUCACUGCCUAGUAUUUGGAGGUAGAAUUGAAAAUAUUGUCCUUGGUACUGGUACUGGUACAGGACAUUUUGAUAUUAUUUGUUACAUUGACUUUAUAUACAUUUUAUAUGUAAAUUUUUUAAACUUCUAGAUAUUUUAUUCAAAAGUUAGAUAUAAUACAAGAAUAAUAAAUGGUGACAUCUUCAACCCUAAUUUUAUAUGCUAGAUAAGCUUCUCAUUUUUGACUGGCUCCUCUCACAAGUUUCCUAGGAAAUGCAUGUCUGCGAUAUUCCGUAGGUGGGAGCAGACGUUAAGCCCAAUAUCAAGUCAAGUCAAGUCAACCCUAAUAUAUUCAGCUGAUGUUUUCGUACUUUCCCCUUAUACUACUGGAGUUCUACUGCAAGUAAAAAUAACAUAAUCUGAUAAAAUUUAACUCCUUUAAUACAUGUUACAGUUUGCGGAUGUGGGGUUUUUAAUAUCCCAAAUAGACUGUUAGUGUACUUCAGAAACAAUGCAAUAUCUCUUCUAUAAUUAAUUUCUGUUUGAUAAAAC